Messenger RNA from Aspergillus candidus, 1359 nucleotides. RefSeq names its product cytochrome P450. NCBI's taxonomy places the organism in Eukaryota, Fungi, Ascomycota, Eurotiomycetes, Eurotiales, Aspergillaceae. The transcript is spliced from 3 exons. The record is from RefSeq and is a predicted model, not a curated record. The coding region runs from base 1 to 1359 and encodes 452 amino acids. Gene Ontology annotation, molecular function: heme binding; iron ion binding; monooxygenase activity.
AUGAUCUAUCUUACCUAUGGGACCAUUGUGGUGGUUUCAUGGUUUGUUGGAACUUGUGUGUAUAAUGUAUUCUUCCAUGCUCUCAAGACCAUCCCAGGCCCUUUUAUGGCUAAAAUAUCUCGAUGGUGGAUUUUUAAGCUUGAAAGGAGAGGAAAUACUCACGUGGAGAUACUUGAAUUGCACCGGAAAUAUGGACCGAUGUUGAGGAUCUCACCCAACGAGAUCUCAAUAAACGACCCAGAAGCCUCUAGCAUCGUUUACGGACAAACAUCGAAGUUCGAAAAGUCCAAGUACUUCUAUCGUGCUUUUGAAGACCAGGCUCCCAAUCUCUUUACAAUCCGGGACCAUCAGCAACACGCCAAAGAUAAGAGUCUCAUCUCCCAUGCGUUCUCCAGGGCAAAUAUUAUUCAACACGAGGGAUCCAUAUAUGGCAAAGGCCAUUAUCUGAUGAAUCGUUUUACCCAAAGCGCAAAGGAUGGACAGAUCAUCCCACUCUUCCCGGCAUUCCGUUGCAUGACGCUUGAUACCAUCUCCGAGUUCGCUUUCGGAAAGUCUGCCGGCGCGCUACAACUGGAAGAUUACAAGUCUCAUAUUUUUGAAGCCAUUGACAAGGCGACUCACUCGGUACCGUUUUUUCAACAAUUCCCUAUCCUGCGAGAAUGUAUUCGGUGGGCGAGUUACUACAAUCUGAGUGCCGUUCCAAACGGAUUUUUGGAACUGGCGCAGAUAUCCGAUUCAGGGUUUCAACAGAUGCAUACAACUGAGACUUGGACCAUGUUCAAGAACAUGAUGUCAGCCGCGGAGAAAAAGUCCCGGAAGCUGACCAAAGAGCACUUGAUCUCUGAAGCCAUUGUAAUGUUCGUUGCCGGAACGGACACAACCGCAGCUGCGCUGGCAGUUACUCUUCAUCAUCUUCUCCAACAACCGGAUAUCUAUCGGAGACUCCAAGACGAAGUGCGGACAGUCAUGCCCACACCGGACUCUCGACCGACCGUCCCCGAACUGGAGGCCUUGCCAUUUCUCAAUGCAUGUGCCAAAGAGGGCCUCCGGAUCUCUUGUCCUAGUCGAACGCGACUCCCCCGGACCGUCCCUGCUAGUGGAUGGAGCUUUGGAGGACAUUACCUACCCGCUGGAGCAAGUUUCAUCUUCCCAUUUCCCAUUCCCUUUCCUCAGACUGACCCCUUGCAGACAGAAGUGAGUGCCUCACCUUUAUAUGCCCUCCAUGAUGGGGUCAUGUUCCCUGCUCCCACCACCUACAACCCAACGCGAUGGCUAGUCGACGAGGAUCUCAAGCGAGAGAUGUCGGCUUACUUCCAUCCUUUCUCGCGGGGAACGCGACAAUGUGUUGGACAAACGUAA